This is a messenger RNA of Podarcis raffonei (Aeolian wall lizard), 1682 nucleotides long. It is a transcript of the gene MRM1, whose product is annotated as mitochondrial rRNA methyltransferase 1. Gene Ontology annotation, biological process: rRNA methylation. The record is from RefSeq and is a predicted model, not a curated record. Gene Ontology annotation, molecular function: RNA binding; RNA methyltransferase activity. The transcript is spliced from 6 exons. Lineage: Eukaryota; Metazoa; Chordata; Lepidosauria; Squamata; Lacertidae. Gene Ontology annotation, cellular component: mitochondrion. Bases 78 to 1223 code for a protein of 381 amino acids.
CUGUGGCUUUACUGCUGUUAUCCAGGGUGCAGCGAUGACCUUCAGACGUUGAGAGAAAGGCAUAUUGAACGUCAGAGAUGGCACUUCUCCUGUCUUUUAAAUCUGGCCUCUGGGACGCCGCAAGACUGCCCUGCGCCGUUGGAACCAUCCGACAUCUCUCCACGCGGAGAAAACCUCAGGCGGGGGAGCGCGAACUUCCUGGUGGGUUGAGCAGCCAAGUGACUCCUGAUCAUGGGCUUGAAACAGCCAAGGACCAGAGCGAGGCCCAGCCACGUAAACCCUGGAAAGGUCGUGCCCUUCGGAAAGAGUUCUGGCGGCAAUUUCGUGCGCAGACCAUGCCGUCUGACAGGGAGGAGCUGAAGAACUUGAGGAACGACGAUUUCCCCGAGAGGAAGAGGAGCCCCCCGCAGAAACCCCUCCCCGUCGAAAGGACCAAAGGCUCAGAGAUCUUGUUUGGGGUUGCUCCCUGCUCCUUGGCUCUGGCCAGAUCCAAGAGGAACUUUUUCCAACUCUUCCUCAAGGCUGGCAAGGGCACUCCAUCGCCUAUGCUGGAAGAAUUCUCCCAGCGCGCCAAGGACAGGGGGAUUCCAGUGAAGGUGGUUCAAAGGAAGGUUCUAGAUGGCCUCUGCAAGGGCGCUGUCCAUCAGGGCGUGUGCCUGGAAGCCACGCCCCUCCGCCCCAUUGGCUGGCAGGAGGCACCGCCCCCUGAGGCAGAGGGAGGGGGGUCCCAGCUCCUUUGGCUGGCUCUGGAGGGGAUACAGGACCCCAUGAACCUGGGAGCUAUCCUUCGGUCUGCUCACUUCCUGGGCGUCGACAGGAUUGUGAUGAGUCAACGGAACAGCUGUCCCCUGACACCUGUGGUCAGCAAAGCCAGCUCGGGGGCCAUGGAAGUUCUGGACGUAUAUAACACAGAUGAUCUUCAGAGCCUUCUUAAGGCAAAAUCAGAGCAAGGAUGGGAAGUCCUUGGAACAGCUGCCCACACCAAAGACUUGGAUUCUGUCCCCACCGUGAGUUGCUUAGAUUUCCGCUGGAAGGGACCCACCAUACUGCUGCUAGGAAAUGAAGGUUAUGGCCUUUCUCCGGGGACUAGAAGCUUGUGCCAAAGGAUGUUGACCAUUUUCCCAGGGCGAGAGCUGCCGCCUGGGAUCGAGUCCUUAAAUGUGUCUGUUGCAGCUGGAAUCCUCUUGCACUCGAUCUGCAGCCAAAGAGAGAGAGACCCGUGAUGCUUCUAUAAGAAAAACAAAACAAAAGCACUGUGCCUUUGAGGAACUCGUCCAGAAGUUCUGGGAUUAGGGGAAGUGGCGUCCGGGAAUUUUCUGGGCCAGAAGGAAAGGAUUGGAACACAGUCCUCACUUCUGCUCUCUUCCACCAGACAGGGUUGGUGGAGCAGCAGGGCCACAAGGCAUCCACAGCUGUUAUGUGACAGAAGGUGUGUGUGUGUGUGUGUGUGUGUGAGAGAGAGAGAGAGAGAGAGAGAGAGAGAAUGUGCUCUGCAAGAAUUUUAGUCCUGAUGAUGACUUUAAACUCUAGUGCAUCUCAGUGCGUAGAGUCCAGGCAUGUCCAAAGUCUGUCUCGGGGGCCCAAUCCGGCCCCUGUAGCAGUAUAUUUCCUGGGGUAAAAUCCUAAAAAACGCACAACUUCAACCCUAAAAAAAGAGCUCAACAACUUUGGGGUGCAAUCCU